GGAGCUCGAAGCUUGAGAAAAAUCGCAGCGUGUGUGAAGCCGUCACAGUCCUUGUCCAGCCGGGACGUUCGCUCCCUGAGCAGUGUCAGGGUGGACUUUCAUUGACCAUCAGAAUCAGUCACACGGCGAGUGUAUCACAUUUCAACCAGUCAGGAUUGAGUUUCCUGGAGCCAUGAGGGCAGGAAUGGACACUUACCAUCAUAUGGCAUCCUGAUGACACAUCUGCCCCCUUUGCUGGGCGCCACCCUGCCUGGCCGCAGUAUUGUCUUUUCUGCGCGCUCCUUCUUCAACAUUGGCAAUACCUUCUCUAAGAGAAGGGAAUACGCUGAGAGACGCGUCAUUGGUUAUUCCAUGCAACAGAUGUAUGACGUGGUUGCCGGUGUGGAGGACUACCGCCUCUUUGUUCCUUGGUGCAAGAAGUCCGACGUCAUCUUCAAGCGGACUGGAUACUGCAAGGCCAAACUCACUGUGGGCUUCCCACCAGUGACUGAAAACUACACCUCGCUUGUCACCACAGUGCGUCCCCAUCUGGUCAAGGCAUCCUGCUCAGACGGCAAACUGUUCAACCACCUGGAAACAAUUUGGCGCUUCAGUCCUGGCUUGCCUGGCUACCCACGGACCUGCACUGUGGACUUUGAUAUCUCCUUUGAGUUCCGCUCCCUCAUCCACUCGCAGCUGGCGCAUGUGUUCUUCGACGAGGUGGUCAAGCAGAUGGUGUCUGCGUUCGAGCGCCGCGCCGCCGCUGUCCAUGGCCCCGAGACGCCGAUUCCGCGCGAGCUCAUGUUCCACGAGGUGCACCACACGUAGUGACGCCACAUCAGAGUGGAAGCAAAAAGAAAAAAAUGAAAGUGCCUUUCUCGCUCCAUUCUUCUUUUUUUUUUUCUUCUUCUUUUGUGUUAAUGUUGCCAUUAGAUUUCAUUUCAAAUUUAUUACUGUAAUAAGCAAGUUUAGCAUUGUAAUUGUGUGUCAACUUGUCUUCCAAUUUGUUUUCCUGUUUAACCUCCUUUAUUCUCUAGCAUCUCGUUACACGUUCCUCCCUCAAGAGGUCAAAGGUUAGCAUCCGGGCAACAAAGCUUUUGCUGGCAACAGAGGAGACAACCCAGGAGGCCGUCCCCAAGCCCCAUUCCCUGUUUGAUUUAAUAACUCUAACGACAGCAAACUUUAUCCUUUUAGGGCCAUUUCAUUUGCUCUUCCUGCGGUGGGGAAAUAUGUUGAUAAUUAUUUAGUGUAAUGAUGUAUGAUGAGAAUCUGUGGGUUAAACUUUUGUUUAGUUUUUAGUUUUCUUUAGGGAGGAAGCACAAUAUGAGUUGAAUUUGAUGGUACUACUUGUUUUUAGGGAAAAUGAAUUAGUUUGAAUGUUUCAUUUUGCAAGUUUACCUCCUCCAUUCAGAAAAUUACUUGAGUUUCCAAGUUUUUGAAAACCCCACCUCCAAAAUUGUCUUUACUCACCAACAUGACAUUUGCCAAUCAGAUGUAGCGCGAUGUCAGUGAAUCGUGUAUCCGUGCUUAGGCAUUUGCAAAUUCAUGGGGUUUGCUUUUUUUUUUUUUUUUUUUUCUCACCAAUCCUCUGUUAUUGGGUGAGAAACUUACCGAACCCAUCCAUUUUCUGAGCCGCUUAUCCUCAUGAGUGUCUUGAGUGCUGGAGCCAUCCUAGCUGUCAUUGGUCAGGAGGCAAGGUCCACAAUGAACUGGUUGCUAGCCAAUCGCAGUGGACAUAGUUUGGCCAUGGUGGCAUUUUGCGCCAAGGAACUAAGUUGAAGUUGGUUGAGGAUCUUUAUUUAGACAAAAGAAGUGCUUUGCUGACUUGUAACAACUCGGUUCUGAGGAAAAUUGUUGAAGUGAAUUCAGGAGGUUGAUGUAGAAGUAGUACUUUGGCAUUACAAUGUCAAUUAUUUUAGGGGUUGGGGUGGGGGGGUGAAAAAAACCCCUAAAAAUGUCAAUAAGUCAUACCAAAAACAGAUAUUAGGUUGGAGUGGUUUGAAAUGGCUGUUUUAUGAUUAUUUGGGCCAUUUCCAGGCACCUGGGGAACCAACUUUUUAAUCCGAUUGCUACCACAUUUGUGAAGCCUUUUCGUUAUUGUGUUUGAACGUAGUGGCAUGACAAAGUUUGAUGAGCUUGAUCCAAUGUUUUUAUGUUGGCAGAAAUGUAAAUGUUUAGUGGCUCCUCUGCAGUUGCUUUAUUCUUUCAAGUAAACUCUGUAUACUUGUAUUGACUUCCCCAUCUGGCACAUCAAUGAACUUUCACCCCGUCCCGCAGGAGAUUAAUGGGCCACAUCAGAUCAAUGGCUCCAUGUUGUGUGUGCUGCAAUUCUUGUUUUGGAUGAACAGGAAAUGUUGGCAGGCUGCUCAACUUUUGAUAUUCUCUCGGUGUAUUCAUUUGUUCACACUGUUAUCUAGAUUAUGACUAAAAUGAUAAAGCUAGCAUCAUGUUGGACACAAGAGCUGUCUUGUUGUACAGUAUACAGUAUUAUAUGUGCAAUAUCAGGAAGCCUUUAUUUUAUUGUAUUUUUUCUAAGUAGCAUAGCAAAUUAAGCCAGUUCGUAUGCCCGCCUUCUUAUUUAUCUUUUUAAAACCUCAUGUAUUUAUUGAAGUGUAAAUAAUGUCACAUCAGGUUUUUAAAGAGAGGAAAAAGUAUUUUUUUUGUUUGAAUAAGGGACUGAUUUAUUGUUUUAAAAAAAUAGACUGCACGAUGUAU
This is a messenger RNA of Syngnathoides biaculeatus (alligator pipefish), 2694 nucleotides long. It is a transcript of the gene coq10b, whose product is annotated as coenzyme Q10B. Lineage: Eukaryota; Metazoa; Chordata; Actinopteri; Syngnathiformes; Syngnathidae. The transcript has 6 exons. Gene Ontology annotation, cellular component: mitochondrion. Gene Ontology annotation, molecular function: ubiquinone binding. Gene Ontology annotation, biological process: cellular respiration; ubiquinone biosynthetic process. The coding region runs from base 214 to 807 and encodes 197 amino acids. The record is from RefSeq and is a predicted model, not a curated record.